GAAUGGUCUCGUUUUAAACUAAAGCAUCAGAAUUCAGCAGCGUGGUGUUCCAAAUGUUCGUGUUUUAACAUUGAUUUUUCCCCGAUUGCCAGUAAAAUGGAAGAGAAACCUCCGCCAAAAGACCAAUCUCUUGAUGAAGAUAUCGAUUUAAAUGAAGAUGACAUUGUUGAAGUUAUUGAAAUAACGGAUGAUGAUGGUUUGGAGGAAGGUGUAGAAGACAUGGGCCUAAACCAGAACUCGGAGGGUUAUUUGGAUGAUGGGGAAGAAGAGGACGAGAUUGAAAUGAAAGACGACUUUGAAAUCGAAGAUGAGUCAAAAAUUACCUUUCAAAAGCAUAAAGGAUCGGUUUUCUGUAUCGCAUUAAAUCCAGCCGAUCCAAAAAUGGCAGGUUCAGGUGCUGAGGAUGACAAAGCAUAUCUGUGGAAUACUGACAACUGUGAUGUAAUCAAAGAAAUUUCAGGACACAAAGAUUCUGUCACAUUUGUAGAGUUCAGUAAUAAUGGCAAAUAUUUGGCAACUGCAGAUAUGAGUGGUUGUGUACAAGUUUGGACAGUUGCAGAUGGGUCUUUAAAGUGGGGGUUUGAAUUUUCAGAUAUUGAGUGGAUGUCUUGGCAUCCUGUUGCCAUUGUCCUGUUUAUUGGCACUGUUGAUGGGGACAUAUAUAUGACUGUACCAAGUGGGGAUUGUAAAAUUCUAUCUGGAGGCGGGCAGAAGACAACUGCAGGCUGUGUUCUUCCAAAUGGAAAGCAACUGUUUGCUGGCUAUGAAAAUGGAACUCUCAUUUUAUGGGAUCUUAAAACAACAACUCAAGUGUUUUCACUUAAAGAUGAAUUUGGACAUAAGGAUAAUGUGAACUGUGUAUCAAGCUCUGCAAAUAGCUCACUGCUAGUUUCAGGGUCUUAUGACUCAACAAUUAAGGUGAUCAGUGCAUCAAAUGGGAAAGUGCUAUGUAGUUUUGAGGCCGGGUUUCCACAGAGCGGUGAAGAGUCAGAAAACAGCAGUGUGGAGUGUGUAGCAUUCUCAAGUGACACACAGUAUGUUUUAAGUGGAUCUCUGUCCGGAGUGUUAGGUAUUUGGGACAUCACGGCUCAAAGACUGAGACAUUCAUGUAAACAUCCACUUGGUGCUGGCAUAACAAGACUUUCAAUAGACCCAACUGUAUCAUUUCACAUAUUCACUGGUGCACUAGAUGGCGUUCUGAGGCUUUGGGAUAUUAGGUCUGGAGAAUGUCUCAGGCAAUGGUGUGGACAUGCUGAAGCAGUUCUUGAUUUAAAAAUUUCAAAAGAUGGAAGGACUUUACUUUCAUCAAGUGAUGAUGGAACAGCAAAAAUUUUUGAAGUUUAAUCAUAUCAUAAAGCUGUUUUAAUUGACAAGUAUUUUGGAUUUUAAUGUCAUCAGAAAUAGAUUCAACAAUGCCUUUGCAAGGUAAAUGUGAAUUGCUUUUGUUACAUCUCUAGGCUUGAUACACAAUGUAUUCAGAAUGUGUGCUAA
Messenger RNA from Rhopilema esculentum, 1491 nucleotides. Its product is annotated as angio-associated migratory cell protein. The record is from RefSeq and is a predicted model, not a curated record. Gene Ontology annotation, molecular function: protein binding. Lineage: Eukaryota; Metazoa; Cnidaria; Scyphozoa; Rhizostomeae; Rhizostomatidae.